Messenger RNA from Oryzias melastigma (Indian medaka), 2645 nucleotides. RefSeq names its product receptor accessory protein 1 (gene reep1). Gene Ontology annotation, molecular function: microtubule binding. The transcript is spliced from 8 exons. The coding region runs from base 51 to 1100 and encodes 349 amino acids. Lineage: Eukaryota; Metazoa; Chordata; Actinopteri; Beloniformes; Adrianichthyidae. Gene Ontology annotation, cellular component: endoplasmic reticulum tubular network; cytoplasmic microtubule; endoplasmic reticulum membrane. Gene Ontology annotation, biological process: endoplasmic reticulum tubular network organization. The record is from RefSeq and is a predicted model, not a curated record.
AUCCCUAUAACCUCUCUGGGAUCCAUUUGUCCAAUGCAACACUGCCAUCUAUGGAUAAGACUCGGUGCGCUCCGUUCUGUCGCGCGUCACGUUGCCGCCUGCGUGCGUACCGAAGGUGCGUACAGACGCCGUCCGCGGACGCGCCUGUCAUCUGGAGGAAACUCCUCCUUGCAGACAGCGCGUCCUGUCGUCUUUCCAUCGCAAUGGUCUCCUGGAUCAUCUCUAGACUUGUGGUACUGGUUUUUGGUACCCUAUAUCCUGCCUAUUCCUCUUAUAAAGCUGUGAAGUCAAAAGAUGUGAAAGAAUAUGUAAAAUGGAUGAUGUACUGGAUAAUAUUUGCCUUGUUUAUGACGGUGGAAGCGUUUACAGAUAUGUUUCUUUGCUGGCUUCCUUUCUACUAUGAACUGAAGAUAGCCUUUCUUGUGUGGCUGCUGUCGCCGUACACGAAGGGCUCCAGUGUUCUGUACAGGAAAUUUGUACAUCCCACGCUUUCCUCAAAAGAAAAGGACAUUGAUGACUACAUCUGUCAGGCAAAGGACAAAAGCUAUGACACACUGUUGCAUUUUGGGAGAAAAGGACUGAAUGUUGCAGCCACUGCUGCAGUCAUGGCUGCAUCAAAGGGCCAGGGGGUUCUGUCAGACAGACUAAGGAGCUUCAGCAUGCAGGAUCUGUCCUCCUACCAGUCCGACCCUGUUACCUCCAGUCCUGGUUCUGCGCAGUCUGGAGCGGCUCAACACCGGACCAGACCCAUCAUGCGCAGCAAGUCAGAGAGCUACAAGGAUUUUGACAUGACCGAGUAUGAGGUGUUGGGUUUGGAACCAUUGGACCCCGUAGAUUUUCAGUCCCAAACAACAUCAACCGAGUCUGCACUCGUUACACCCUCUGUGACACCCCCAUCCGACCCACCCUCUACACCCAGCCCGCCUCCCUCUCCUGCGGCUCCAGAGCAGCCUGAGGAGUUGAGCAAAGAGCCACUUUCGGCAUCGAGCUCUCCCCAGCUCAGGCUGAGUAAGAGGAAAGCUCCUGAGCCUCCUCAUAGAGUCUUAAGGCCUCUCACAAGAUCCAGGAGUGCUUUUUCUUCAAACAAUGAAGCUAUGUGAAGUUGUCUUCAAAACUCCUCCAGCUGCCUUUGCUGCAAGAAGUAAAAAUACUGAAUGGCCAAAAGCGACAUCACUAAAGCAGCCAUGCUUUGGAGUACAGUAUUACCAAAGUGUCCUCUAACGAACCCUCUCUUUACAGUAUAUAGCUAGUGGCUCAUAGUUAGAAAAACAGAUUUGAGAUUGGAAAAAUGAGCGAAUGGCCUUCAUACUGACACACGCUUUUUGAUAGAGGGUUAUUGAAUAUGUAUUUAUGUACAGUUUGUGUGUGCAUCAUGAUUUCAUUGUUUUUAUAUGUCAUUGCUGGGAAGGCAGUUGCAUGAGGGUCUAUCCAGUCGUUAAUCUGCUCUCCGUUAAACAGAAUGUGCUGAAGAUGAAGACCACAGCUGGACCUGCUGAGACAUUCACGAGUAUCCGGACUCGAGCCAAGAAUCAAUAGAAACCAAGCUGUAUUAAAACCUGUUUUUAAUGUUUAUUAAAAUAUAAACCCUCUGUAAAUUCAGUACCAAAAAGUCUGGUGGCAGCAAUUAUUUUCUUUUUCUUUUGACCCAGAAGAAAGAAGUAGCUGUUUUCCCAAUUCUGAUUUGACAAAAGGCCUUCAUUAAAAUAUAUAUUAAAUCACAACUCAAUAACUUAGUUUGCAGCUAAGAAUCAUCAAUACUUUGCGUUACUGACUCUAUUUCUAAUCAUUUUUAUGUACUUUACAAAUGUUUAGACACAUUAAAGGCCAAUUAAGAAUUAAAAAUCUUAAUUAAUAUUAAAAUCCAAAUUCUAAAAAUUGUCUCUCUGUUAGAAAUCUCCCCCUUUGCUGCUGACAGAAUGGAUCUAAAGCUCCAAAUUUUCUUCAUCUUUUAGUAACUAAUGUCUAAGAUGGAUAAUGAUUAGUGCUGAUGCACUUUAGAGAGCCUGAAUAAACAUAAACCAUCACUGUGUGCUUCACUUCCUCAGUACAGUUGGGUCUUUUAAGGUGAUUUAAGUUUGGAAUGAAAGCCUCUCAGGUAGAAACUGUUCUGUUUACACAUCAUUCACUCUAAUAUACAUUUAUUAUGCACAGGAAGUGUUCUUUAAAUGCAUAACUUGUGAGAAUAUGUGACCCAGGGUAAACUUGUGUUUCUGCAUUAGUGGUAGCAGUGUUGGUGUUAAUUUUCUUUAACAUCUAUGUCAGAAGAUAAACAAGAAUAGAAAGUUUGUAUACUAGUGCAUUCAUCGCAAAACUCUUCAUUGCAUGAGUCAUUUGUAUAACAGCUUCAAAUGAUUUUGUGGAAAUCUGUUGGCCUCUUAUUUUUUUUACUUGUUAAUUUUAGUGUAAGAACUGCUUGGCCACAAUACAUACAAAAAUGUCACUCAACAAUCUCAAGGUUAAUAUACUUAAACCCUUUUUCUGGCUGGCCAGAAUUUUAAUUUUUGUUUCAAUUUCAGGUCAAAAGGAAACGCAGUGAUACUGUACAAUCAUUGUUUGUCCUUAUCACUUUGCUAUUCUUAUACUUUAUUCCUGUUGUUAAAAAAGUUACUUAUGGCCAUUAAAUAAAAUUGAGAACUGUGUUUCAA